AUGAGUCAGAGCCGUGCAAUCCUGACACUGCAUCGCAGGACUGGGGGUGACACAGAGGGAGGGAAGAGCGCUCGCGAGGUGGACAGUACCGGCGCGGGGCGCGCCGAGGUUCCUGCGCCGCAAGCGGGGGGUGACAGCCCACGCGUCCCGCCCGGGCCCUGCCAGCAAACUUCCCAGCUUUGGGAGGCGCUGGCUGGUGGAAGACCUGCGAAUACCGCGGGGAGGCGACGGCGCCUGUUUGUUUUUAAAAUCGGAGAGUGCGUGCAAGCAGCCGGAGUCCAGGAGGCGACCGAAGGCUGCGGCCCGCGGCGGAAGGGGGACAGCAGAGGCCCGAGCUCAGGCAGGAGCGGGGUAAGUGGGCUACACAGCAGGCGGCCGAGGCCUGCACGCGGCGGGGGCAGCGAGGAGACCCUGGCGGCGCGCAAACGGUGGCUACUCGCUCCACGGGCUGCAGCUCUGCAGGCGCGGCCCGGAGCCCGGGUGAGGGGACACCGGGGCCGCCACGCGCCAACUUCUAAGGCCUGGGCGGCGGUGGGAGCUGGUGCGUGUGAACGCGCGUGGGCUGCCCGCAGUCCACUCCCGCGCGGCCCGCACCCUGCGCCCGCAGCUGCGUGUGCAGCGCAACCCCACGGUGUUUGUGCAGCUACGCAGCUCGCGCGCGGCCCCCGCCCACCCGGGCGCGGCCCCGGCAGGAAAACCCUCCAAGCCUCCCAGCCCGCGGCGGCGGCGGCGGCGGCGGCGGCUCAGGAACACGACUGCUCCUCCUCUGCCCGAGCGAAACGUGGUGUCCUUAGGGACCGGCUGGCGUGA
Marmota flaviventris (yellow-bellied marmot) is the source of this 810-nucleotide messenger RNA. Lineage: Eukaryota; Metazoa; Chordata; Mammalia; Rodentia; Sciuridae. The record is from RefSeq and is a predicted model, not a curated record.